Alternaria rosae is the source of this 897-nucleotide messenger RNA. RefSeq lists its product as uncharacterized. Gene Ontology annotation, biological process: protein import into nucleus. Lineage: Eukaryota; Fungi; Ascomycota; Dothideomycetes; Pleosporales; Pleosporaceae. The transcript has 4 exons. Gene Ontology annotation, cellular component: nucleus. Bases 95 to 655 code for a protein of 186 amino acids. Gene Ontology annotation, molecular function: guanyl-nucleotide exchange factor activity; small GTPase binding. The record is from RefSeq and is a predicted model, not a curated record.
ACCAACAUCAAAGUCACAACAUAAGAAGGACAUCAACCCCUGCAGAGAGUGCAACAAGUCGAGAUUGAGAGACAGUACAACAAUACGAUACAACAUGGCAUUCACAAACAUACCCCUCUACGGCGGCGCAAUAACCCUCGACCUGCCCUCAAACUUCGCCGACGCCUCUCAAAUCCGACAAAUCCCCGAUCACCAGGAAGUCUACCUCGAUAACGACGGCUACUCCAGCAUUGUUGUCGAAAUCCUAGAGUAUGUCGACAAGAAAAGCGACGAAGAAGCGCUGCAGUACCACUUUGGAGAUCUAGUCGACGGGACAGGAGAUCAGAGUACGAUUAUCUCGCAAGAACGUGCUGUGAUGAAGAGUUUGCCAGACAAACCAGUCCUAGCACUAUCAUUCAUCCAAACACCACCAACACCGAACCCUCACCCCAACCGCAAGACUCCCGAAUUCACAUAUAUCCAUCUUCUUCUUCUCCGUCUUAAGGAGCAAGGUACCGAUAUUAUGGUAUCAAUCAACAUCCCACACUACCCAGGCGAAUACACGCCAGCAAAGCAGCAAGGAGGAGAAACACAGUUGAUGAAGGAUAGCAAGGUGGUAAAGGGGCAGAUUUUGGAGAGCUUCCAAGUGAAGGAGUGGGGGCUGUUUGAGGGUUGAAUGGGAAGAGAAAGAGGAAGAUGUUAUCUGAAGAUGUUUGAUUAGGAGCGAAAGAAUUGGAGUGGGAGGAAAGAGUUGGGUCUAGGUAUGUAAGAGGGGGACAUGGGAAACAGAUAAGGUGAGAGGGGUAAGAUGUGCGCCGGCAAUUUUUGAUAGGAGAGCCACAAACACGUAGCCAUUAGCUUAGAUACAGUUGUACAGCAAUAAAGAUCAGCUCCAGCAGUCACCAUCACAAGUAUGCU